AUGGAUUCAGGUUCGCCAUAUCAAUGGCUGAGAGAACUAAGGCGCGACUCUCAGAGCUCGAAUCCGAUAAGUCUUCUCAUUGAGUGUGCCAAAUGCGUUGCAUCGGGAAGCAUAAAAAAUGCAGAUAUAGGACUUGAGUAUAUUUCUCAGAUUUCUUCGCCUGAUGGUGAUGCUGUGCAAAGAGUGGUUACUUAUUUCAGUAAAGCACUUGGAUACAAGAUAGUCAAACAAUUACCGGGUGUUUACAAAGCGCUGAAUUCCUCGAAAACUUCAUUGUCUUCGGACGAUAUCCUUGUUCAGAAAUACUUCUACAAAUUGUGUCCGUUUUUGAAGUUUUCGUACCUGAUUACAAAUCAAGCAAUAGUUGAAAAAAUGGAAUGUGAAAAGGUUGUUCAUAUAAUUGAUCUUCAUUGUUCCGAACCAGCGCAAUGGAUAAAUCUUAUACAAACGUUGAAGAAGCGUCCCGGAGGUCCGCCUCAUCUGAAAAUUACAGGAAUUCAUGAAGUGAAAGAGGUACUUGACCAAAUGAGUUUUCAUUUAACAACUGAAGCUGGAAAUUUGGAUUUUCCUCUACAGUUUAAUCCAAUAGUUAGUAAACUCGAAGAUGUAGAUUUCGAUAACCUGCCUGUCAAGACAGGAGAUGCUGUUGCGAUUACUUCUGCUCUUCAGCUGCAUUCUCUCCUCGCAACCGAUGAUGAAAUGGUUGGGAAGAUCUCACCAGCAGGACCAUCAUCUAUCAACCUGCAGAGAGCAGUGCAGAUGGGUCAGAGAACUUUUGCAGAUUGGCUCGAACGAGAUAUGAUCAAUGCAUAUAUCUUGAGUCCCGAUUCAGCUUUAUCUCCUCUCUUUUUAGGUGCUUCACCUAAGAUGGGGUUCUUUCUCAACGCUAUGCGGAAGCUACAGCCGAAACUUUUAGUGAUUACCGAACAGGAAUCGAAUCUAAAUGGAUGUAAUUUAAUGGAGAGAAUCGACCGAGCAUUGUAUUUUUACAGUUCACUUUUCGACUGUUUGGACUCAACUGUUACGAGAACAUCAGUCGAGAGACAAAAGCUCGAGAGCAUGCUUCUGGGAGAGCAGAUAAAGAACAUCAUUACUUGUGAAGGAGUUGAUAGAAAGGAGAGGCAUGAGAAGGUUGAGAAAUGGAUUAGAAGGCUAGAAAUGGCUGGAUUUGCAAAGGUACCUCUGAGUUACAAUGGGAGGAUCGAAGCCACAAAUCUAUUACAGCGAUACAGUCAUAAAUACAAGUUUAAAGAAGAAAAUGAAUGUUUGCUUGUCUGUUGGAGUGAUAGACCACUCUUUUCUGUAUCAGCCUGGAGUUUUAGGAGAUGA
Vicia faba (fava bean) is the source of this 1329-nucleotide messenger RNA. NCBI's taxonomy places the organism in Eukaryota, Viridiplantae, Streptophyta, Magnoliopsida, Fabales, Fabaceae. The record is from the annotation of a GenBank genome assembly.